CCUAGCGGCGCUUUUCUCAAACCUUAUUUUAUUUUUGAAAAGAAAAAUUAGACUCCUACUUGAUUUCAGGUGUAUCGUUGAUACGCGAAUUCGAGCUUUCUAUCGAACAGGGUGUGUGCGCAGUUCAAUUCGAUGCUAAUAAGUCAAGUUUGUUAGAUCGUCGCACUGGUCGCUUCAUACUUGUUCAUUGAAUGAGGUUUAGCUCAAAUUAGCCUUUGUUUUGGUCUGAUAUCGCACACAUUUUCAGCACGACAGUCGUCCAGUUGUUCAUUUCAGUCACAGUCAUAGAAAUCUGCGCUUUAACGGCACAGAGCUGGCGCAGGUCGUGGGUUUUCCGUGGAUAAUGAGAGAGAGUGGUGGUAGUCUGGCCCAGAACUGCUGGCAAGAAGACUUGGAUCUGACUACUAUAGGUCAGGACAGCACCAAAGGAGAUGGGAUCCCAGAAGACCACCUGAUGGUACCAGUGUCGGAUCACAGUGCACCAAAUCCCAUGCACCUCAAACUGGGUCAGAAAGCAAAGAUCUGGACAGAUGAGUACAUGGAUGAGGAAAAUGGAAUGGGUGUGAUUGAAGCGAUGGGUGAGAUGGAAGAGCAAAAUUAUCUGGAUGGCGGAGACAAUAUGGAGUUUGAAGCGGAUGAUGAGGAGGAAGGAUUAGGAGAACAGUCGGUGGUGGAGCUUGUGGUUUCAAACAUUUCUACCCACUCCACUCAGCGCCACCACUCACAGUCCCAUCAACAUUCUGGACCAUAUCACGACAAAGGAGGCAGUGACAUCAACUUUGAUAGGGACUUUCAAGGGAAGGCAUUGGAUUCAUGGUCCCAGUUCAGUAGAUGCAGAAGAAUCCGACUGAAACGUUGGCAACAUUUACGUCUCCACAGGCGCUUUGGGUUCCGGCUGGUCCAGCACUGGAAAAGCUGGCGCCAACGGGCCCAGUGGGUGAACAAGCUGGGGUGCCGGUGGACACGGAGACUGCAAAGGUACAAUCUCCCUACCAAUCAAAAGAGGAUACGAGGUUAUCGGCAGUCAGUAUAUGCUGAUGAAGACGGCAGCAACAAUGAGAUGCUCACAGAUUGUGAGAGAGGGGACAUGCCCAGUGGAACGCCCCCAAGAUGGGCAUGCAUGGGAUGCAUAGGCUUCACAGGUGUAAAUCAAUGCACAUGUAAUGGUUGCUAUCCAGAUUGGCAAGAGGAUAGAGGCAGACCGGAAGUAGAAGAGAAACCAAUGGAGUUUGCCUUAACUGAGGAACACAUGAGCUCUGUGACUGGUAUUCUGGAAGAGUGUGUGCAGCAGUAUGGAAGUUUGAUUCCAAUCCACAUAGAUGACAUAAUAGAGAAGCUUCAGGAUAUCUACGAUGAGAGCUUCUCACAACCACGCAGGAAAGCAAUGGUUCAGCACCAGAUGCAGUCUUUCCAACGUUCAUCAGGAUCCGUUCUGGCAAAAACGUUCAGAGUCAACUAUAAGCGGCAUGUUUUGACCAUGGAUGACUUGGGGACGCUAUAUGGACAAAACUGGCUCAACGACCAGGUCAUGAACAUGUAUGGAGAUUUGGUCAUGGACUCUGUACCAGACAAGGUUCACUUCUUCAACAGCUUCUUUUAUGAUAAACUAAGGACAAAGGGCUAUGAAGGCGUCAAACGAUGGACAAAAAAUGUGGAUAUCUUUCAGAAGAACUUGUUGCUGAUUCCCAUCCACCUGGAGGUGCACUGGUCCCUGGUCAGUGUUGAUAUUCCUCGCCGUGCUAUUACCUACUUUGACUCCCAGCGGACCCUCAACAGACGCUGUCCAAAGCACAUUUUCAAGUAUCUACAAGCGGAGGCGAUCAAAAAAGAUCAACAAGAGUUUUUGGCCGGAUGGAAAGGCUUUUUCAAAAUGAAUGUGGGUCGUCAAAACAAUGACAGUGACUGUGGUGCUUUUGUACUACAGUACUGCAAGUGUCUGGCAUUAGGACAGCCAUUCAGAUUCGGCCAGCAGGAUAUGCCUCGGCUGAGGAGACAAAUGUACAAAGAACUGUGUAACUGCAAGCUCAUCGUGUGACUCUCCUAACACUACCUUAAUGGAGGAACUUUG
Messenger RNA from Thalassophryne amazonica, 2068 nucleotides. It is a transcript of the gene senp3b, whose product is annotated as SUMO specific peptidase 3b. Gene Ontology annotation, biological process: protein desumoylation. Lineage: Eukaryota; Metazoa; Chordata; Actinopteri; Batrachoidiformes; Batrachoididae. The transcript has 13 exons. Bases 344 to 2035 code for a protein of 563 amino acids. Gene Ontology annotation, cellular component: nucleus. The record is from RefSeq and is a predicted model, not a curated record. Gene Ontology annotation, molecular function: deSUMOylase activity.